Molecule: messenger RNA, 614 nt
Organism: Leptosomus discolor (cuckoo roller)
Lineage: Eukaryota; Metazoa; Chordata; Aves; Leptosomiformes; Leptosomidae
Source: RefSeq, a predicted model, not a curated record
CAGAUCAUGCAGCAAAAGAGCCGGUGGAGGAUACAGAUCCAACAGCAAUCUCUAUUACUUUUACUGAAAAAUACCCUGUCCAAGACACAGGAGUACCUAAAGAUGAGGAAUACGUAACAGAUCAAGUUACAUUGGAAAUUGCAUCUGUGAACAUCAAGACCCUUACGUCAGAUUCUGGCCUAAUCCAACAGCCAGAAGACAAAGACACACAAAACCAUAGUGAUGAAUCACUUUCAGAUCUGAAGAAAACCUGCAAGGAAAAUGGCACCUGCUCCUUGUGCUUAUUCCGUGCACCGACCAUCAGUGACAUGCUCAAUGAUGAGGACUUGUUGUACGCAGUGAGGCUAAAGCUGGAUCCCUGCCACCCAACGGUGAAAAACUGGAGAAAUUUAGCCAGCAAGUGGGGGAUGACUUAUGAUGAAUUGUGUUUCCUUGAACAGAAGCCCCAAAGUCCCACCUUGGAGUUCUUGCUACGGAAUAGCGACCGAACUGUGGAGCAGCUGAUUGAUCUCUGUAAAUUUUAUAAGAGAAUUGAUGUUGUGAAAGUGCUGCUGAAAUGGGUGGAGGAGGAAUGGCCCAAGAGAGGGAACAGAACUUACCAGAAUGACUUCUAG